This is a messenger RNA of Globicephala melas (long-finned pilot whale), 2147 nucleotides long. It is a transcript of the gene SEPHS1, whose product is annotated as selenophosphate synthetase 1. Gene Ontology annotation, molecular function: selenide, water dikinase activity; ATP binding. NCBI's taxonomy places the organism in Eukaryota, Metazoa, Chordata, Mammalia, Artiodactyla, Delphinidae. Gene Ontology annotation, biological process: L-selenocysteine biosynthetic process. Gene Ontology annotation, cellular component: cytoplasm. The record is from RefSeq and is a predicted model, not a curated record.
UGGGCCGCGCGGUUCCCGCCGCUGCCGCCGGGACAGAGAGCGGGCGGGCCGGCAUGGCCCCGCUGGCCGCCCCGCUCCGCCUCCACCGGGCCGCGCCGCACAAAGAGCCUGGGCCCGGGUGGCCUUUAAAGGCGGCAGCCGGGGAUUUAAGGUGUCCCCGAGCGCUGCCCUGCACGCACCGGCUGCCGCCCCGACGUGUGCUUCCCGAGGGGUGCGCCGCCCCUGCGCCCACGUCGCCGCGUCCCCUCUGUUUUUUAUUUCCUAGGCUUGGGAACCUGGGGGGAGGUGGAUCUGUAAAGAAACCAGCCGUGUAGGAGAGGGAGGGGAGGAACCCAGCGGUGAGGUGUGUGCGCCCGAGAACCAUGUCUGCGCGGGAGUCCUUUAACCCGGAAAGUUAUGAAUUGGACAAGAGCUUCCGGUUAACCAGAUUCACUGAACUGAAGGGCACCGGCUGCAAAGUGCCCCAAGAUGUCCUGCAGAAAUUGCUGGAAUCCUUACAGGAGAACCACUUCCAAGAAGAUGAGCAGUUUCUUGGAGCAGUUAUGCCAAGGCUUGGCAUCGGGAUGGAUACCUGUGUCAUUCCUUUGAGGCACGGCGGUCUUUCCUUGGUUCAAACCACAGAUUACAUUUAUCCCAUCGUCGAUGACCCUUACAUGAUGGCCUCUCACUGCUGUGGCCUCUCCCGUUGCGGAGCAAAGGCUCCGGAUGCGCAGGCCCAGCAGCCAUGGCUCAUGGGCCCAGCCGCUCCGUGGCAUGUGGGAUCUUCCCGAACCGGGGCACGAACCUGCAUCCCCUGCAUCGGCAGGAGGACUCCCAACCACUGCGCCACCAGGGAAGCCCCUCUCCCCGUGUCUUAUUCCACUGUGUGGCGUGUGCAUCCGCCUGCUGAUCACGCUCUGCCCCGACACCCCGUCCUGCUCAUUACAGGAUUGCUGCCAGCAGCCCCUCCUUCUUCCCAGCUGGACCCUCCACCCUGGCAGCUGGGAGGAGCCGAUGAAGAGAUUGGCAACAUCCUAUCAUUAGAAAGUGCCGGAGGCCCUUCCUGUGCCAGGGGCACUGGGAUCGAGCCCCACGUAGGGACUGAGGCCGGGAGGUCUGAAGGUGGGGACAAGCACGCAUGCUCCCAGAAACCUGUUUCUCGCCUCUGGCGCAGCGGUCCUGAGAGCCGCGCACGCCACUCCCCCGGUGACCCACCUGUCCGGGGGCCCAGGGGGCUAGAACCGGAGUUCAUCCUGUGCCAGCAUCUCGUAGAAGGACCCGAGCGCCCACGCAGAAGGGGCAGCAGGUCGCUGCAGCCCGAGCCUGUGGUUGGCGCCUCCCAGCUGCUGACGGCGCCGCGCCCGUUACCUCGAGUGAGUCACAGGAGGUGAUCAGGCUCCCUGCCGACCUGCCAGGCGAUUGUGAGACGGCAUAGACGGGCAAUGAAACGGCCGCUGGAAGUGAUAGUAACUUGUGGUUUGAUUACCCUUACGUCAGAAAGAAAAAUUGGUCGUUUUCUCCUUUACUAUCUAGAGAAGGGCAACUUUAAAAAAUUUUUUAAAUGUCUGUUGGCAGUAGAAGAUCUUUAUUACCACGUUUCUGUUGAGUACUGUUUCAGAGUUCCUCAAUAAAACCUUAUAGUUCACUGGGAAAUGCUUCCCUUUGUCUUUAGAAAACAAUCUGAUUUCAGGCCUAGGUGUCGUUUAUUUCUUCUGUCUUUUUGUUUCUCAACCGAGACGAUUUUCCUGUUUAUCUCGUACGAGAAGCUCCCAGAUUUCUCCGUCUGGGUGUAUAGAACCCGUCUUCUCUAUGACCAACAAAGGGGGCAUUUUUAAGGCUCUGCUCGGGAGAAGCGGCGGCUCCACAUCUUCUCUAGCACCGUCGUUUCCCAGCACUUCCACUCCAGCUCCUCUGAAACCAAGCACUCCAAGCUUUUCCCCGACAUCUCCCCGCUCCGUUCCGCACCCAAAUAAAUUGCAGACCUCUCCCUAAAGUUUAGAACGGGAAAGAACCUGGAGACGAUGGGUGCUGCACGAGAAAGGAGAGGUGGUAACGGGAAUGCCCGAGAGUGGUUCUGUGAUGGAGGAAAGGCGGUGAGUCCGUGAAGCACAGAGCCGGGGACCACGUCCCGGCAAGCCCGCUGUGGCACCUGCUCACGUCUCCCCUCU